Messenger RNA from Exophiala bonariae, 2769 nucleotides. RefSeq lists its product as uncharacterized. NCBI's taxonomy places the organism in Eukaryota, Fungi, Ascomycota, Eurotiomycetes, Chaetothyriales, Herpotrichiellaceae. The record is from RefSeq and is a predicted model, not a curated record. The coding region runs from base 1 to 2769 and encodes 922 amino acids. The transcript is spliced from 3 exons.
AUGCCCAUCAAACUGCCUAAGGGUUUUCAGAGACGCAAAUCUUCAGGCAAUGCCCUAGAUGAGGUGCGCAAUCCUCCAGCUGGCGACUCUUCAAAUUCUUCGUUCAGAGUGCUGGAACGCCCCACAAGCAAGGGCAAAUCUUUCGAUGGGGGCUUGUCAAUGAAGUUUGGCCCUCAGGAGAGCCCUAGGCCCCCUCCCAAGGAUUAUUUCCAUCAACAUCAGGAGGAGGAUGUCUUUACAGGAGCACGCCAUGAUGCGAGUCAUCGCGGUAGUGGUGGCACCGAUCGUUCCCACUCGACUGCACCAAAUGGCAGCGCAGCCUCUUCGGCUCGUCUGAGCACUUCAUCCACCAAUCCCUCAUCGAUCGACGCCCGCUCCGAUAAGAACGGCCAGAGCAACGGACACAGGACAUACACAGAUAUCCCAGUGCCACCCCCGUCUUCUGCGAGACCUGGAUUUAUGCGUGAUUCCUCGCGGACUUUCUCCUUCGGUAUCGCCAAGCGGUCAUCCCCUGCUUCUUCACCGGGCGGCCUUCCUCCACUUAUAAACAACAAGAGAGACCGGGCGGUGACCGCCAGUACCGCCAGUACCGCCACUCCACCCCGGUUGUUCGACUCCGAUCUGGCGCUAGAGAAUACCGAAUUAGACGGUUUCGGCAACAUGUUUGACCACAUUGGGUCUAGCUCUCAGUCACAGGGUAUCCGUCUUAUACAAUCUGAGGAUCGAUCUUCCCCUCCCACCAGUUAUCCACCCACAAGCUACUCGGGUCCUGCCUUUGCCCGCUCGCAUCGGGCUGCCGUUCCACAACCCAUCAACGUCGAUCGAAACCAGAUUGUGGAAUCCUCACCAUACUCAUGGACCUCCCACGACUCCCAUGAUGGCCUGAUCAGAUCACCAAGCCCUUCGAAAACGAUCACAGAAGCGAGUCCUCCUCGAUCGGCGAAUAAUACAUUCGUCAAUUCAAAUCAAAGUCCACUCCCACCGCUGAAACCUGCUCAACGAAGGCCUACCAUCCCCAGGGAUUCUUCUUCCAUGGAUACAUUGCAGCCUCUAUCAGUGAGCCGCACUCGAACGAACGAAGAAACCAAGCUACUCUCUACCAGUCCUACACUACCACAGAAUGGAGGAAUGUCACCUACUUCGCUGCAUAGUGCAUCAUUUGAUCCUUCCAUUGCUGCCGAUGCCGAGCUGGCCCACAUGUAUGAAGAAUCUCGACCCGCUCCGCCCAGACCCGCUCCUUCAAAUAAGGUCAUGACUCCCCAGCAAUGGGAACGUUACAAACAGCAAAAAGAGAUGGACCGCAGAUUAGGCGCUUUGUCCGAUGACAGCGGGUCAGAGGCAGGAGAUAAUUAUGAGGAUGAUGACGAGGUUGAACGUGAUCGACAAGCUACCAAACAAAGGCGGAAACAGGAAGCUCAUCUUGCUGUCUAUCGGCAGCAAAUGAUGAAGGUCACAGGCGAAGCAGCACCACCGCGUCCCGAGAGUGCUCUUGCAGCAUUAAAGUUUAAUAAUGGCAGCUCUACUGAUCUCGAUAACCGACUCUCACAUCUGACCGUGGCCUCCAGACAAUCAGGAGGAAAGAGUAGUGGAGAGGAUGAAGACGAAGACGAGGAUGUGCCUCUUGGAAUCCUCGCCGCACACGGCUUCCCCAAUAGAAACCGACCACCGACUCGAUUGGCAAAUUCUCCCUCGAAUUCGCACCUUCGAAGCACAAGCCAGCCUCCACCACAAAGUGCACAGUCUGGUGGGGGACAGACCCCGAAAGGGACCAAUCUACCUGUAUUCGCAAGAGGCCUACCCCAGGAUCCUUAUUAUGGUGCAAGUUUGGUCAAUCAACCGGUGCGUGAAUCGUUGGCGGCACAUUCGCUAAGCCCCAGUGCGCUGGGAUCUGGUCCCUCCACCGCACAUCCCAUCCAUCCAGCUGGGCUUGUCGGGGUGAUUGCUGGCGAGGAAAGGGCACGCGCAGCCCGGAGAGGAAGCCCCAACCCAGCAGGCAACUACGAAAUGCCAGGUCUCCCGCCUCACGCAGGCAUGACGAGAUCACAAACUGCAGGAAAUAUCCCCAUGGGGUAUCCACCUAUGGGGGUGCCCGGGAUGCCGCCGAUGCUUUCUCCAGCAGACCAAGCUCAGCUUCAAAUGUCACAGCAGAUGAACCAGAUGAUGCAGAUGCAGAUGCAAUGGAUGCAACAAAUGCAGUCAAUGAUGGGACCAGGAGGAGCACCUCAAAUUGGAGCGCCGAGUCUUGCCGCCGCUAGCAUAUAUGGAGGACAAGCAUCCCGACCUCAUUCAAUGCAGCCUCCCAUGGCUCCUUCUCAUGCCAGCCAACGGACCAUGAGCACUUUAAAUCCUGGCAUGGCUCCAUGGAAUUCGACUCCUAAUUUUCUCCCAUCAAUCAACCUGAACGGCAAUUAUGCUCCAUCAAUCGCCCCAUCGGAACGCAGCAAUAUUGGGCUUGCAUCUCGUUAUCGACCUGUCUCGACCAUGGCUGAGCCUGACGCAACCCCUACUAAACGUGCUUCGACUUUCACAAGUGCGAGCUUCCAGCCUUGGGCACAAACAAACAACGGAUCUCAAGGCGCGAGCCACUCCGCUAAACCGUCGGUCAACACCCUUGGGCGACGAUCGCCACUGAAUCAACAACACGACGACGAGGACGACGAGCAAGGCUGGGCGGAAAUGAAGAUGAAGAAAGAUAAGAAGCAAAAGAACUGGGCGCUCCGAAAGGGAAAUAAUGGAUUGCAAGAGUUGUAUACUGGUACCCCGACGUGA